CCCGCUUAUGAUGGACUCCUCUACUUCUGCAAAAAUCAGACCGUCUGUGGCUCGUUUUUGUGUUGAAAUGGAUAUUACACAAGAACUACCGAAGAAGAUUUGGAUUGAUAAUGGAGGCCACGGUUUCUUCCAACUAGUGAGCUAUGAGGACACCCCGAAGUAUUGUAGGGAUUGCCAAAAAUCAGGGCACAUUACCGGAAAAUGCAAUACUACGGAUGAUGUUUUUCUUAAGAAAGAUGCUGCAACCUCAACCAAAGCCAACUACAAGGAUCCGAAACCAAGUAGGGACACAGGUUGCCCCAUUCCGAAGGAAACAAAAGCUACUGUCCAAAAUUCUAAAGCUAAUGAAGAUGUACUUGUGACACCCCUUGAACAACAGGAAAUAGCCAAAGAGGAUAUGGCAAGGUGGGGGUCAGUGGCAGAAGGCACCACACCAACAACUAGAGGCAAUGACACAUCUGUCCAAAGCUCCAAGAACCGAUCUGCCAACAUUAAAAAGAUUCCAAGUCUUGAGGGAUCAAGCUCAAUACAGCCUACUGCUCAGUUAGAGGUGGAAGAGGCUAUAGUUGGGACUCUAAAUAAAGCUGAUGUCGUUGAGAUUGAAAAUGCAGUUACUCUGGUAGCUGAUGCAAUUGAAAUCCAUGAUGGGUGUUCUACUCCCACUCUUGUUUUUGAAGAUGGAAUGACUAAACCCAAUAAGACUCAGGCCGCUAAAAUAUCACCUGACCCUCAGACUGCAAUUGAGGCGAAAGCAACAACCAGACAUACCUACAAGGAAACUAUCAUCGAGGUUGAUGGUCAAUUAUUCAUCAUCGAGGUCAAGGAACAAGAUGACUUCAAAACAACGGAAAAACCUUUGGAGGUCACAAAAGAUGCAACUUCAGCAGGUUCUAAAGAUGAAGAACCCCAAGAGUUUGCUGCAAAUGACACCUUUGACGCAAGCCAGGAUAAUGAGGAGACACGGAACCAAACAGAACUAGAAUUUGAUUGUGAAGAAUAUCAUUUGCAAACCCUCCAAACCAACAACAAAUGGGUUGUUGGAGGGGAUUUCAAUAUCAUUGCUGAAUGGAGUGAACACAAAGGUAAGACUAUGCCUAAUCAAACUGACAUGACGGAGUUCAAGGACUGCAUUGCAACAUGUAAUCUAAACCACCCUCACACACAAGGAUCUAUCUUUACCUGGUCAGGAGGUAGAAGGAAUGGCAUAGUGUUCAGAAGGUUGGACAGAGCAUUAGUCAAUGAAACAGUUUUGCAAUACUUUGAUGAUGUUUGUGUUAAACACCUAAGCAAGUCAACUUCUGACCAUAAGCCUGUACUUCUCACUUGCUUUAAAGAAGAACUUGGGGGGCCAAAACCUUUUAGAUUCAUUGAUGCCUGGGCUCUUCACCCCUCCUUCCUUAAGGUGGUCAAUGAAUACUGGAAAAGCACUCAUCCCUAUGGAGGUAUGGCAGGUCUCAGCUCAAAACUAAGGGGCCUUAAGGGUGUUCUUACAGUUUGGAACAAAAGCACUUUUGGUAACAUCUUUUCCAAUCUUAAGGAGGCAGAAGAACAAGCUAUUUCAGCCCAGGAAGCAUAUGAGCAGGAUCCUAAUCCUAGUAACAGAGAGGCAGAUAACAAAGGCAGGGCUCAUCUCAUUCAAGCUACUAAUAUUGAACUACUAUUCUGGAAACAAAAGGCAAAUCUCAAAUGGAUUUCAGAGGGAGACUGCAACUCUAAGUUCUAUCAUGCUUAUGUUAAAGGCAGAAGGGCUAAAGCUAAAAUAAGAUGCAUUUAUGAUCAGGCAGGUAAAGAGCACCGAGAUAUGGAGAACAUUAGCAGGAGAGCUAUUGAUCACUUCACAAAUGUUUUCAGUAACACUCAAUCCAUUCAAGUCGAGCCUAUGAUGGAUUACCUGGAGGAAGUAAUUACAGCUGAGGACAAUGAGAGAAUUUGUAAAUUACCCUUUGAGGAGGAAAUUAGAGCUGCAGUUUGGUCUCUUGAUCCUGGAAGUGCUCCAGGGCCAGAUGGCUUCAAUGGCACCUUCUACAGAACCUGCUGGAAUAUUAUUAAAACAGAUGUUAUUAGUGCCACACAGGAAUUUUUCACUGGUGUCCCUAUACCCAAGGCAUAUGGAAGCACCUUUAUAACACUUAUUCCCAAGAAUGAAAAACCUAGAGUCUUUGGAGACUUCAGACCAAUUUCCUUGUCCACCUUCAUGAGCAAAAUUAAUACAAGGAUUCUUGCUAAUAGGAUUCAAGCUAUUCUCCCUAAAAUUAUUUCUGCUGAGCAAACUGGUUUCCAAAAGGGCAUGGGGGUAGAGGAACAAAUUCUUUUGGUUGAGGAAAUGGUUCACAAAAUUGACUCCAAGGUCAGAGGAGCAGAGAGGGAGGUUGAAGUGCAGACAGAAACGGAAAUCCCCUACCCGAAGGAGAAUGAGGUUGGAGAGCAGAGGGAUGCUGAAGCUCCCCCAGAAAUGAGGAGAGAGACUGAGACGCAGCAGAAUCAGGAGGAGCAGCGGGAGCCGGAGGAACGACAUCCCGCCACUGCACCUUCGGCCGUCAGUCUCCCCAUCCGGCGCAAGUUCACGCCGCAAACUUAUCCUGUUUUUACAGAGAGUUGGGCAGGCUUCUCCCGUGGUUUGAGGUCCUUACAAGCUUCCCAUUGGACUAUCCAGGCUAACUUGGAGAAGAUGAGGGUAUCUGUGCAGGAGCCUGCAAUUCCCCGGGCUCGCCCCGACUUGCUUGCCCUCAAUGCUCUGCAUCUCAUGGAGCAGGCCCAGCAAUCACUCCUCACUUUGACUGAGGAGUACCUGGGUGGAGCAUCAGGGAACUAUCGAGCUGUAGUGCUCCUGAAGGAGAAGGAGUUAGUUGCCAGGGCUUUGCAACAGAAGGUUGACUCCGUGGAACAACAAGUCCAGGUCCUACAAGAAGAGAAUGCCCGGCUCAAGGCAGAUUGCUCAAUGGAGCUAGCCGAUGAGAAAUCCAAGGUCCAGUCCCUUCAAGAGCAGAUCGCUAUCUACCAAGAAGGAACCCGGGACCUAGAAGCGCAGUUUGACAGGCUCCAGGCACAAAUCUCCAUCCUGGAAUCAAGGGCCUCAGCUUCAGAAGACAAGGUGGGAAAUCUGGAAGCUGGAUUGGUUGAAAAGGAAUCCCGGAUCUCUGAGCUGGAGAAUUCCCUCCAGGAGGCCAAGCACGAGGGUUCCCGCUCUAACGAAUUUGCCCUGAAACAGAUGGAAGCAAGACGGCUUAUCCUCGAGAAGUUGAAGGAAGAGAGAUAGACUGCAAGCGAGCUCCGGUCGAAAAUAGAUGAACGGGAGAAGGCAAUCGCUGCUCAUCAAGAGGAGGUGGAUGUGGAAGAAAAGAGUGAGAUUAAGAGGAGAAAUGGGGGGAUAUUGGUGUUUAAGAGAUAUUACACACUCUUAUCCUAACUUGGGGUUUGAAUCUAGAAUUUAAUUAAGAUAUGACACACUUAAUUAAAUAUCUAGAACCUAAAACUCACACUUAAGAUAACCACUCUUAAGAUAUAGAAUUAGGGAUUUGGCUAAAAUAGCAUCACACUAUUUUAUAAAUACUCAAAGAGUAAAAGGAGUUUUUAAUAAUUCAGAGAUGAUCAUUACAAGGGCCAAAUGGCCGAAAUAUAUAAGGAGGGGAGAGGAGGGAAACACACAAUAUAAUGAAUGCAAAUACAAGGAACCUUCCUACAUCCCUUUAUCAUUCACUAGCUUCCAAUCUUGAGUUGAUAAGGGCUGAUUUUGUUUGACUUUGUCUUGGCUUUGGAGCUGGCUUUGUCUGUCCUGUUGUGGAGGCAAAAAUCACAAAGAAUGAAUGAAAUCCUUUGAUGAUUGUGGUUGAUAUUCUGGCUAAAAAGAGGGGACAAACAAAGAUGGGUGAUGGAUGGUGUAUUGGCCUUAUAUUCUUGGUCAUAUGAGGUGACUGAUUUAGUAGGUGGUGUAUCAACAACAACUCAAAUGUCCCUUGGCUUUUUGUGGUU
Molecule: messenger RNA, 3969 nt
Organism: Cuscuta campestris
Lineage: Eukaryota; Viridiplantae; Streptophyta; Magnoliopsida; Solanales; Convolvulaceae
Source: the annotation of a GenBank genome assembly